AUGGUCGAUGAUGCAACUGGUGAUAAUGUGUCAUGUCUGCCACAAAUACUUGCCUCACAAGACGGGAAUGGAGCCUUGGAGCUUGAGCUAACAAAUCAUAAGCUCUUCACUUCUCUCGAUAGAACCGUUUUCUUGUUUUCUGGUUUACUUGUUUCUUCUUGUUUUCCCUUUGAAAAAAGAAAAGCUAGCAAUCCAAAUUAA
Molecule: messenger RNA, 201 nt
Organism: Ilex paraguariensis (yerba mate)
Lineage: Eukaryota; Viridiplantae; Streptophyta; Magnoliopsida; Aquifoliales; Aquifoliaceae
Source: the annotation of a GenBank genome assembly